UCAUAAUGUGAAGCGACUGAACAAGUUCUUGAGUUGAAGAAAAUUUUGUUUCUCUUGGAUUAUAUCCGUUUUCAAAUCUUCCGCUUCGGUCAGCAUUGCGUGGUGUCUGGUUCUUUUUUUCUGCCCGAGUCUGGCCCGCUUCUCUUCAGACUUACCGAGAGACGAGUUGAUGUCCAGGCUUUGUUUCUACCCGACAUGUCAUGUUCAUCUUCCAGAAGAACCAUUUCUAGCUUGCGUCCCUCCCUCUGCUCGUUACAGCAACGCCUCCAUGGGGUCGUGCUUCUUCUGCAACAAACUUUAACUUGCUCGCAUGCCAUACGGCAAUAGGGAGUAGAAGGCACGCGACGUGUAGCUGCACCGAGUCGUAAGGUGGAACUACCGGUCGGGGUUACUAGCAAAAAAGAGAGGUAGCCUCGAUAGCAGCUCACAAUGUCCAGCGAAGAUAGCGACGAGGAUGAGAACGAGAACCAAGAUCAGGGCGCACCCCUCCCGGAUUUGUCCGACCCAGAUUUCGCUCAAUUCGUCCAGUACCUCGGCUGUGACGAGGAAACACUCCAACAAGACGAUGACUUUACCCAGGGCACGUUGCUCCGCAUCAUGCAGGAGGCCUACAUCGCACCACUGCCGCCCAACUGGGCAGAAUUUUCCGACCCGGAAGGCAGAAUAUACUUCUACAACUACGCAACGGAGCAGUCCAGCUGGGCACACCCAACGGACAGGACGUACCGGGAGCUGAUACAGGUACAAUUUGUUCCGAUAGAGAUUAAGAUGUUGAAAUUUUUGAUUGCCAUGCUGUUCUCAAAACCAUUUGUAGAAGUCAAAGUUGACGUGCAAAUCAUGCAAAACAAGAUGGUGAUCAAUGAUCAUGCAAAACAAGAUGAAGAUGGUGAUAAUCGAUACAAAACCUGCCAGAUGGUGAAGAAAGUUCGUUCGGUCCCCGGCCCGGGCGUUCCGAAAGACGAAAUCUCUCGCAUUAUCGACGUCCACUUACAAGGAGUCCACCAGCGAGCAUUGGAAGCAAUAGCCGGGUUUUCGGGGCCGUACCAGAGUGAGGACGGCGGCCAUGAGUACUACUACAACGAAAUCACGAAGGUCAGCACCUGGGAAUCACCGGUGACCGAGUGGGAGCACAACAUUAGCACGAGGUACAUAAUGAAACUGAUGAAGAUUUGCUCUUUUUGUGGUCUCGAUGCACAAGGAUAUUCUUGCAAAUGCAACUUCCGCAUUGCAAAACGAGUUUCAAACGUUAGGACUGCGUGUGCGUGACAAAGAAAUAUUAGAUUCUGCAAAACAACUACAACAGGUAUCAUGUGUUGUACCGUUGUCUCCUCGAGCCCCUUGAACGUGCAGAAACGGACCAGCUCCAGGCAGAUGCAAACAGCAGCGAAGGCGGCUAUCCAUUGCAAAAGUAUCCUGUUCGUGCUACGUAGAAAUCGCACGACAAAUUUUUGCAAAUAAUAGAACAAGGGAAUUUGUCAUGCAGAUUCGACAUCUCCUGUAGGCAUCCAGGUUUAGAUUACAAUACGUACCAGCGCGUCGAUACUUAUUUUCCACUGGAUAGCGACACACCAUCAGCGAGUUCAAAACCGAAUUCCGUGAUACCACCAAAACUGCAAUUACCCCUCCAUCUCGUCUCUGGCGGCGGCGGAUCUUCUAGCAGCACCGGCGGUGCCUCUAGUUCUUCUUCUUUGACAAAAUCAGCAUCCAUCUCCACCACUGGCAGCUCCCUUCUCGCUAUCCCACGAAAUAAAAAGUGUAUACAGUCACACAGUUGUAGUCAAUUCAGCAACACAAAUUUCUCUCCAUGAGAGAGAAAACUUGUAAUGCAGAAAUCCUACGGAAAAAAACGAGGCUCCUAUGCAUAUCCGGCAUGGCAGAGCUUGUCUGUCUUGCUUGGCCUGCAACACAAUGUGUGAAAACUGUAACACUUUUUUCUUGCGAUACCCGCCCCACCCACGCCCUCCACGACGAGGAGUUAUCACACGGCGCGGUCACAGGGCUCCGCGCGGAACAGCUAUGCAAGAAAAAAACGGUGUAAGUGUAAGUCUGUGAUGCAGAAAAUGCAAAACAGUAUACCCUUGUCAUGCUCCACAUGCAUGGUUGGCUCGCUUCCUACGUGUUUUCCCGUUCUCUCUGCGCAUGACAAGUUUUUUCUCUCAUAGCAGACAAACUUGUGAUGCUGUUUUCCUAAAAAACCUACACUAACGCACUCUUUCUCUUGGAUAAGAGCUCCGCCCGGGCGAAUAAAGUGGGGAGGAGAAGUAGGGAAGUAGCGGGAGGAGGGACAACGGGGAAUUUACUACAGCCAAAGCCGCCCGAACCGGAUGACACGAGUGAAGAGGAGGACGAACCGUUCAACUUCACGUUUGGGUCAGGAGCGAUCGUGUCGAUAUCAAAUGUAAAAAUGUCUGGGUCUGGAAGAGUCAUGCUGUUUCUGCAUGACACAGAAGGUCUGGCAUGGAAGCUCUAGCAUCACAGGUUUCGAGAAGCUUCCGCAAUGCCGAAUCCCCAUGACAAAUCCCCCACUUUGGUGACAGAAAGUGAGCAGCUUUUGCUGCCUAUGCAUCAGAGAUUUUUGUGUGUUCUGAAAUGCGCAUCACGACAAGUUACAUCCUUCCAGACCCAGACACUUUUGCAUUUGAUAGUCGAAGACCUAAAACGAUUUUCGAGAUGUUCGAAAAAAUGAAUGCAGAACGGGUGCUGGUUAUGCGGAAUAAAGCGAGAGGAGCAAAUAAGAGCAGAUGCUGCAGAUGUUGCAAUUUUUACGUUUAUCAACUUUUAUCAACACACCGAACACAAAGUAGAUUUUCAUAGCUGACGAGAAACGAAACUGUCUGACACGACAUUGACAUGAUCCGAGGUAGUAGAUCGUAGAAGCUGUCUCAGGGGAUUGUCACGACACCACGCCGCGUUUGCAGCCUUUGUACAAACUGACGCAGUCCGAAAUACUUUUCCUCGUCGUCAAUGCCACUGUUGAUUUUUUGUCUUGAUAAGUUUUCCCGAGCUGCCACGGCUGGAGGCACCGAUUAAGGGCUAAAAACGAAAACCUAGAAAAGAAAAUGAAUUGCCG
Messenger RNA from Amoebophrya sp. A120, 3070 nucleotides. NCBI's taxonomy places the organism in Eukaryota, Dinophyceae, Syndiniales, Amoebophryaceae. The record is from the annotation of a GenBank genome assembly.